This is a messenger RNA of Chelonus insularis, 752 nucleotides long. It is a transcript of the gene Uxt, whose product is annotated as Uxt prefoldin-like subunit. NCBI's taxonomy places the organism in Eukaryota, Metazoa, Arthropoda, Insecta, Hymenoptera, Braconidae. The transcript has 2 exons. Bases 198 to 632 code for a protein of 144 amino acids. Gene Ontology annotation, molecular function: transcription corepressor activity. The record is from RefSeq and is a predicted model, not a curated record.
UCACUGCACACAUGUAAAUAUACAAUUGUCAAUUGUGCAUUUUUUUAAGUUUGUUUUUAAUCUUGUCGAAUAUUUAUUUGUCAUGAAUUAAAGUUCAUACAUGGAAUAAAACACAACUUAUUGGUGCUAGUUUUGUAUCAUAAAAAUAUUGUAUAACUCAUGUCAAUGUUUGGUCCUGCUCAAAUAAACAGGUAGCAAUGAAUCCUACUAUUGCAAAGAAGAUCACACAAUUUGAACGGUUUAUCAAUGAUGUUCUCAAGGCUGAUUUAGCGAAAUUAGCUCAAAAGUUAGAUGAAAAAAAUUCAGAAGUUGCUGAAUUUAUUCAGCUAAAAAGUUUCAUUACGACAUUGAAAACGACUGGUACGAGUGAAAGUGGCUUUAAAACUAAGGUUGAUCUUGGAAACAAUUUUUUUAUCCAAGCUCAUGUAGAAGAUGCCACUCACAUUCUUCUUGAUGUUGGUUUAGGCUAUUUUGUUGAAUUUAGUCUAGAUGAAGCUACUGCUCUCAUUGAUGUAAGAAUAAAACUUUUUGAAUCUCAAAUUGCCAAUCUUAGAAAAGAAAUUGCUAAGACAAAUGCUCAUAUUAAGGUGUUAAUAAUUGGAAUCAAUGACUUAAGAAACGCCAAAACGUGAUCAUAAUUGCAAUUAAUAAUAUUAACUUGUACAUCAGUAUGUUAAUGAUAAUCAUAUUUUUUAUUUUGUAUGUAUCAUGUACGCAAAGUCAAUAUAUUUUAUAGAACAAGUUGUAUUUGU